AUGCCUUCUCUCAAGCCUCGCUGCACCUUCAAGGAGUGCAGGUCGGCCGCCAAGCCGAUGAUGGGAGACUGCGGCUUCUGCGACGGCCACUACUGCGCAAAGCACCGCCUGCUGGAGGACCACAAGUGCACCGGUCUGGAAGACGUAAGCAGCACACCACCCCAAGCCCCAGUACAUUCACCUUCACCCGCAGCCCGGGAGACCAGCGACGAUGCUGUCACCACGCAGUGGUGGCUCGUCGGUCUGGCCGAGGUGAUCGGCGAGUGCGGUUUGGAUACAGAUGCUGCUCUCUGCAAGAAGGAGUCGCAUGAGCGCAACGCCGCGCAGCUCGAGUCCGAACGCACGCAGGUCAUCCGGGGCGUAUAG
This is a messenger RNA of Anthostomella pinea, 366 nucleotides long. The record is from the annotation of a GenBank genome assembly. NCBI's taxonomy places the organism in Eukaryota, Fungi, Ascomycota, Sordariomycetes, Xylariales, Xylariaceae.